Fragaria vesca subsp. vesca is the source of this 1206-nucleotide messenger RNA. RefSeq lists its product as uncharacterized. NCBI's taxonomy places the organism in Eukaryota, Viridiplantae, Streptophyta, Magnoliopsida, Rosales, Rosaceae. Gene Ontology annotation, biological process: RNA processing. The transcript has 10 exons. The record is from RefSeq and is a predicted model, not a curated record. Gene Ontology annotation, cellular component: nucleus. Gene Ontology annotation, molecular function: mRNA binding. Bases 1 to 1206 code for a protein of 401 amino acids.
AUGGCACAGGCAAACCCUGCGGAGAAACCCCAGGAAUCCUCAGAAAUGGAAGUGAAAGAUACAGGAAAUGCUGCUUCUUUCAAGUUCAAUGCUCAGGCACCUGAGUUCGUUCCCAGAUCACAUACCCAGGUGCCGAUUUCCGGUUAUUUCUAUCCCUGCUUUCACUUUCUUGGUGACACUGCUUCCCCGGAUUGGUUUUACAUUGGGGACCAAGAAUUGCCUCCUUAUUUGAUCUCCAAUCCUAAUAUUCCUACAACCAAUCGAUCCAAGAAUGUUCUGCCAGAUGAGCUUCAGCAUAAGAUCAUCAAACAGGUGGAGUACCAGUUCAGUGACAUGAGUCUUCUAGCAAAUGAAUCAUUAGCAAAACACAUUAGUAAAGAUCCUGAAGGCUAUGUUCCGGUAUCUGUUGUUUCUUCUACAAAAAAAAUGAAGUCGCUUAUUAGUAACAACCAUAUGCUCGCACAAGCACUCCGGUCCUCUUCAAAGCUUGUUGUAAGUGAUGAUGGAAAGAAGGUUAAACGUAAGCACCCUUUCACUGAAAAAGACAAAGAAGACUUGCAGGCUCGUACUGUUGUGGCAGAGAACUUGCCAGAAGAUCACUCUCAUCAGAACCUAGAGAAGAUAUUUAAUGUGGUUGGGAGUGUGAAAACUAUCCGAAUAUGCCAUCCCCACGAAUCCAAUUCUUCCCGGUCCAAAGGUGAUUUCAUUAUCAGUAACAAGCUCCAUGCACUGGUGGAGUAUGAGUCAACUGAAAUAGCAGAGAAAGCGGUUGAUAAGUUGAGUGAUGAGAGGAACUGGAGAAAAGGACUCCGAGUAAGGACUUUGCUCAGACGCACGCCAAAAUCCGUUUUGAAGAACAGAAAGUCUGAAUUCGAUAUUUUAGAAGAUGAUGACACACCACACUAUGAGUCUGCAGAAGAUAGUUCUCAGCCAAUAAGCCACAUUGAUAUAGUUAUUGACAGUAUGAAUGCUGAAGAAAAUUCAAUGGCAUCCAAGAAAGGAUGGGCGUGGGGACGUGGGAAGGCCCGGGGACGUUGUGCAAGCCAAAGUGGACGUGGCCUGAUUGCUCCAUCUCCGCAAUCAAGCUGCGCCAUACAGUGUGAAGCAUCUGCCAAACCAAAUACAAAGGGCCCGAGAAUGCCAGAUGGGACUAGGGGUUUCACCAUGGGAAGAGGCAAGCCAUUAAGAACCUCCAGUUCGCCUUAA